Molecule: messenger RNA, 1158 nt
Organism: Pleurotus ostreatus (oyster mushroom)
Lineage: Eukaryota; Fungi; Basidiomycota; Agaricomycetes; Agaricales; Pleurotaceae
Exons: 7
Coding region: 1-1158 (385 amino acids)
Source: RefSeq, a predicted model, not a curated record
AUGGAAAUCCACGUCCUCCUUCAAGCAAACUGCGAAAAGCUUCUAGAGCAGUACCGAAUCAACCUGCGCAGUGUUCGCGCCCUACAGGCAACUCUUAUUGAUGAUAUCCUACCUUCGAUCCGGGAUGAGCUUGAUUUGAGCCAGGAAGCCACGAGCUGGGCCAAAGUCUGGUUGGAGGACACAUUCACCGUCUUCCAAAUAGCUAGACGACAUAAAUUCACGCGUUCAUUCGCCAUGGAAUCGAUUAGGAAAAUUCUAGUUUGGAGACUGGACGUCAUGUGGCCAGUAGUUGACUUUGGUUCACUACCAGCGGUGUUUUGCUUUCCAAAUCACAUCCGCGACCCUUUCGGCCGCCCCAUUCUCUUGAUCAAGUCCUCAUCGUUAUCGAUGCUGUCGGACAGUUCAAAGGCGCCAAUAACUCAGGGACUUGAACUUCUUAGGCAGCAUUUACGGCUGCUGAAUAUCAGUCAAACAGAAGAUGACCCCCCAAUCCUCCAAUACGUAGUACUUCUAGACUUGGCAGGGUUAUCUUUGCAAGGCAUCAACAUUGAUCUCAUUACCUGGACCCUUCGUGAGACGAUACCCCGAUUUCCGGGAAUGUUGGCAGCAGUUUUCAUGGUAAAUUACUCGUGGGCACAUUCAGGUAUCUGGACGGUCGUGAAACGGCUUCUUCCUUCUGCAGCACUCUCAAGGGUGUUUUUUCCCACUCGGAAAGAACUUCUGGAUUUUUUUACCCCAGCAUGUUUACCCGCAGACUAUGGCGGGAGUCUACCGUGUCUAACAAGAUUAGAGGAUCCUCUGAGGGCCCAUCAAAUAGGUGUACCCACUCAGCUUCUUCCUUCAGUACAACCGCUUGAACCGCCCUCCAGCCCACCUUUAGCCCCGACUACGACUUUCAUUUCCCGAACGUCUAUCCUCAAUCCCUUUUUUGGCUACCCUGUGGAUUCUUCCCGCGGUUCUACGCGACUUCAACACGGUCGCCGUCGAAAACGGGACCUCAUCCGCACGCUAGCAUUCCUACUCUGGAUGCGAUGGCGAUCCUACAUCAAGCUCACCACCUUGCUCCUUUUGCUGGCAGGUGCCAUCCGUCUGUUGACCCGAAAAGGCCUACAUCAUUCGUUGCGCAGAAUAUUUCUAAAGGCUUUACCUUGGAGUUAA